Cajanus cajan (pigeon pea) is the source of this 2282-nucleotide messenger RNA. RefSeq names its product apyrase 2. Gene Ontology annotation, cellular component: membrane. Gene Ontology annotation, biological process: nucleoside diphosphate catabolic process. The record is from RefSeq and is a predicted model, not a curated record. Gene Ontology annotation, molecular function: nucleoside diphosphate phosphatase activity. Lineage: Eukaryota; Viridiplantae; Streptophyta; Magnoliopsida; Fabales; Fabaceae.
UUGCGGAGACCGAGUCCGACUCGCGGGCCAACUCGGUAACCUUUCCUUCCUUUAGAAUUUAUUACAGUUACAGCAUUUAACCAUUUUUCCCGCACAACGAACGCAACACAGACACAGACACUGACACACCAAACCGCACCCUCUUCAAUUCUCUUCUCUCUCUACGCGCACGCGCGAGAUAGUUAGAGAGAGAGAACCGGUAACCUGAGCGUCAGGUAGCCGUCACGCAACGCGCAUUUCCCACACACGACGGACACCACCACGCCGUUUGGGCGCACCCGUCGUUUCCGGAUCCCUCAUCGUCGUUUCUUCCCCAUUGAGAUUAGCGAGAAUCCCAAGACACAGAGCUGGAGCCGCUACAAGAUCCCAAGCAAUUGAAGGCUCCGCCCGCCGCCGCCAGUAACGGUCAGAUCCGCUACCGAUCUCCGUCCUCCGCCGAGCUAUUCGACGGGAGCAGCAACUCCCCGCCGUCGCACGCCGCCGAUCAGAACUCGCCGGAGUUCGAGCCGAGCAAAAUGCUGAAGCGCCCCGGCCGCCAGGAGUCCCUCGCCGACAAGAUCUACCGCUUCCGUGGGACGUUGCUUGUCGUCGCGAUCCCGCUCCUUCUCAUCUCCUUCGUCCUCUACGUCAUGCCGUCCUCCUCCUCCAACGAGUCCGCCGGAGACUACGCUCUCGUCAACCGCAAAAUGUCUCCCGACAAGAAAUCCGCCAGCACCUACGCCGUCAUCUUCGACGCCGGAAGCUCCGGCAGCCGCGUCCACGUCUUCCAUUUCGAUUCCAACCUAGAUCUCGUCCACAUUGGCAAAGAUCUCGAGCUUUUCAUCCAGAUUAAACCGGGUUUGAGUGCGUACGCUCAGAAUCCGCAGGAGGCAGCGGAAUCUUUGGUUUCGCUUUUGGAUAAAGCGGAGAGUGUUGUUCCUCGUGAAUUGCGAUCCAAGACACCGGUUCGAGUUGGGGCAACUGCGGGUUUGAGGGCUUUGGAAGGGGAUACCUCGGAUAGGAUCUUGCAAGCGGUAAGGGAUUUGCUUAAGGACAGGAGUAGCCUGAAAUCCGACGCUGAUGCUGUUACAGUGCUGGAUGGAACACAAGAAGGUGCUUAUCAAUGGGUUACUAUCAACUAUCUAUUGGGAAACUUGGGAAAAGAUUAUUCAAAGACUGUUGGAGUAGUUGAUCUUGGUGGUGGAUCUGUUCAAAUGGCUUAUGCCAUCUCAGAGACAGAUGCUGCCAUGGCUCCAAAAGUAGUAGAUGGGGAGGACCCAUAUGUCAAGGAGAUGUUCCUGAGGGGAAGGAAAUACCACCUUUAUGUUCACAGUUACUUGCACUAUGGUUUACUAGCUGCUCGUGCUGAGAUUUUAAAGGUUUCUGUAGAUGCUGAAAACACUUGUAUCUUAACUGGCUACGAUGGAUCCUACAAAUAUGGUGGAAAGUCGUAUAAAGCUUCAUCCUCCUCCUCUGGAGCAAGCUUGAAUGAAUGCAAAAGUAUUGCUCUUAAGGCUCUGAAAGUUAACGAGUCAACAUGUACUCAUAUGAAGUGUACUUUUGGUGGGAUAUGGAAUGGUGGAGGGGGGGAUGGACAGAAGAACCUUUUUGUUGCCUCCUUUUUCUUUGACCGGGCUGCUGAGGCUGGUUUUGCUGAUCCAAACUCGCCAGUUGCGAUAGUUCGUCCUGCAGAUUUUGAGGAUGCAGCUAAGCGAGCUUGUCAAACAAAACUUGAGAAUGCCAAAUCCACUUAUCCACAUGUUGAGGAAGGGAACCUUCCCUAUCUUUGCAUGGAUCUUAUAUACCAGUAUACUCUACUUGUUGAUGGUUUUGGCAUAUAUCCAUGGCAAGAGAUAACAUUGGUGAAGAAAGUUAAAUACGAUGAUGCCCUUGUUGAGGCAGCAUGGCCCCUAGGCAGUGCCAUUGAAGCUGUAUCAUCUCCGUAAUGUCACCGGGAUCAUCACUCAGAUCACUAAUCAGAAAUCUAGGGGCACAUGAAUUUCAUCACCGGGAUUUUCUGGUGAAAUACUGUCAUUCAUGAUGAUCAGAGAUUACUUUCAGGAUGAAUUGAGAUUUUGGAUAUGGGUCUGUGACUGUGACUCAAAUAAUGGGAGAUUAUAGCUUCAUUAUUUUUGAUAUGUAAUUAAUUCACAACAUAUCUGAUUUACGAUUUUGGAAGAUUCAUUCGAUUCAUUAAGUGCAUCUAAUAUAUGUUGUCUUAAGUGACGAACAAAAUGGUGAUAUUAACACCAUUUCAUUUUUGUUUCUAUAAAUGGUUUCAUUCGUGAUCAUAGUUUAUACUU